Messenger RNA from Truncatella angustata, 1518 nucleotides. RefSeq lists its product as uncharacterized. Gene Ontology annotation, biological process: regulation of DNA-templated transcription. The coding region runs from base 1 to 1518 and encodes 505 amino acids. The transcript is spliced from 2 exons. The record is from RefSeq and is a predicted model, not a curated record. Gene Ontology annotation, molecular function: DNA-binding transcription factor activity, RNA polymerase II-specific; zinc ion binding. Lineage: Eukaryota; Fungi; Ascomycota; Sordariomycetes; Amphisphaeriales; Sporocadaceae.
AUGACGACGUCACCAGCCGUUGCGCUAACACCAAUCAUCACCACACCGCCCACCGUAACAACUUCAAAUGGAACGUCAGCGAGACGGUUGGCGGAGUUGUCGUCGGGAUCCGCUACCGCGGCGCGGAGAGCGAAGCGAGCUCAAGUGUCGCGUGCGUGUGCGAGGUGCAGGCGUUUGCAAAAGGGUUGCAGCGAGUCGAGACCAUGUCAACGAUGCGUUAAGACGGGACUGGCUGAGCAGUGCGCGACAUCGGCCCUGAUUACCUCACCCACGUUAUCGACCUUGGGCGUUGGUAGCACAACACACACUAAUUUUGCAAGGGAAUCAUUCCAAAGACAGGCAGACCUGGUGCCUGUUCAAGUGAUUGAGCAGUGUUCCCAGCGCUUCUUUUCGCACUUGGGCCCUACAAUUCCAAUAAUCUCGCCCGAAUACAUCGCAAACCUACAGAGGCGCACCUCGGAAUCGACGGAAGCUAGCGCCGAGGCGUAUGGCGUCCUGGUGGGCAUGUGUGCUAUGGUGUUAUUGCAGGUCGAAGAACCAGGGGGUCGGCGUUUUGGCGACCUAGUGACCGCGGAUACGAAUGCCGCUUACGGAUGGGUGCUUCUAGAGGAAGCUCUGGCGGCGCAUCGUCAUGCUCCCAGAAGGUCAAAUCCUAGUUUUGAAAACGUGCUUUUCACUUUCUUCAUCUACGCUUGUCACGCGGCAUUGUUACAUCACAGCCAAGCGUUCUUCUUUCUGAGAGAGACUACAACCCUUUACCUCUUGCUGAAGGCGGAGGUAUUGCCGAAUCCGACCAGAACUCUAGCCGAGCGAUUGUUCUGGGUACUUAUCGCAUCCGAGCGGGCGCAUGCAAUACGUUAUCGACGCCCAAUAACGCUUCAGAUCACAUCUGCCAGUCCCAGUGUAGCCUCACUAACCACGGGUCCUGGCGAAGCCCACUCACUGGCUGGGUUUUGGUCUUUGAUAGCUCUCUUCAGACCACUCGAUACGUCCUUCAUCGCAAUACUGAAUUCGGAAUCCAUCUCCUGCCCGCCGUCCCAGGGCUCCCUCGAUGAAACAGAGGCCGCUAUCAAUGCUGCCUUGAAUCAUGCUCCACCGUCAUCCCUACAUCAGACGCAAAAGGCUAAUUUGCGAGUGACGCAACUUUGGCUACGUAUAAUUAUAUGGCAAGUCCGACUUCGAUUAGGACAUCUGUCCGAGACGGCAAUUGCAAAGUCAAGCCAUACAUAUCAUUACCCAUUAGAAGUUGCAAAAGACCUAGCUCUCAGCACGCGAGAUUUAGAGAUUGGCGCCAUGACCGUACAUGGAGUCGGACUCACGGAAAAGCUUUUUGAUAUUGCCUGCGUCGUUAUCAAUGUUCUAGCGAGAGUCCCAUUGGGGUUCGAGAGGGGGCCAGCAGAAGAAGACGUCAGAUAUAUGAGAAAGUUAAUCAUGGAACUGCCUGGUGGCAAAACUGUGUACGACAAGCUGAUGGUCAAACAUUUAAUGGCAGCCCUUCCGGGAAUCGUAAGCAAUUGA